This is a messenger RNA of Trichosurus vulpecula (common brushtail), 1863 nucleotides long. It is a transcript of the gene ANKRD13B, whose product is annotated as ankyrin repeat domain 13B. The record is from RefSeq and is a predicted model, not a curated record. Gene Ontology annotation, cellular component: cytoplasm. NCBI's taxonomy places the organism in Eukaryota, Metazoa, Chordata, Mammalia, Diprotodontia, Phalangeridae. The coding region runs from base 1 to 1863 and encodes 620 amino acids. Gene Ontology annotation, molecular function: protein binding. The transcript has 15 exons.
AUGAUCGCCUCCGCCGCCAGGAAGGGGCCGGAGGGCAGAUACCCGCUGCACUACCUGGUGUGGCACAACCGUUACCGAGAGCUAGAGAGAGAGGUCCGCGGCGGCCAGGUGGAUAUUGAGCAACUGGAUCCCCGAGGCCGGACUCCACUGCAUCUGGCUACCACAUUGGGACAUUUGGAGUGUGCCCGGGUGCUCCUGGCACACGGCGCGGACGUGGGCAGGGAGAACCGCAGUGGCUGGACAGUGCUCCAGGAGGCUGUGAGCACUCGAGAUCUAGAACUGGUACAGCUCGUGUUACGGUACCGGGACUACCAGCGGGCCAUGAAGAGGCUGGCAGGUGUGCCUGUGCUCUUGGAGAAACUCCGAAAGGCCCAGGAUUUCUACGUGGAAAUGAAAUGGGAAUUCACCAGCUGGGUGCCCCUGGUGUCUAAGAUCUGCCCCAGCGACACCUACAAGGUCUGGAAGAGCGGGCAGAACCUUCGAGUGGACACCACGCUCCUCGGUUUUGACCACAUGACGUGGCAGCGGGGAAACCGUAGCUUCGUCUUCAGGGGUCAAGACACAAGUGCAGUGGUGAUGGAGAUCGACCAUGACCGGCGAGUGGUCUACACGGAGACCCUGGCACUGGCUGCCCACGACCGUGAUGUACUGCUGGCUGCUGUCCAGCCUACAGAAGAGCAGGUGCUCAGCCGCCUCACUGCACCCGUUGUCACCACCCAGCUGGACACCAAGAACAUCUCCUUUGAGAGAAAUAAAACAGGCAUCUUGGGCUGGCGCAGCGAGAAGACUGAAAUGGUGAACGGCUAUGAGGCUAAGGUGUACGGUGCGUCCAAUGUGGAGCUCAUCACCCGAACCCGGACAGAGCAUUUGUCAGAACAGCACAAAGGCAAGAUUAAAGGGAGCAAGACCCCACUGCAGUCCUUCCUGGGCAUUGCUGAGCAGCACGGGGGGCCCAAUAAUGGGACCCUGAUCACUCAGACGCUGAGCCAUACCAACCCCACCGCCAUCACAGCAGAGGAGUAUUUCAACCCCAGCUUCGAGCUUGGUAACCGGGACAUGGGGCGGCCCAUGGAGCUCACCACCAAGACCCAGAAGUUCAAAGCCAAACUAUGGCUAUGUGAGGAGCACCCACUGUCCCUGUGUGAGCAGGUGGCUCCCAUCAUCGACCUCAUGGCCAUCAGCAAUGCCCUCUUCGCCAAGCUCCGAGACUUCAUCACCUUGCGCCUGCCUCCUGGUUUUCCUGUCAAGAUUGAAAUCCCCAUCUUCCACAUCCUUAAUGCCCGAAUCACGUUCGGGAACCUCAAUGGCUGUGAUGAGCCUGUGACUUCUGUCCGAGGCAGCCCUAGCAGCGAAGCCCCAUCCCCCAGCAGCGACAACUCCAGCAUCAGCAGCUCCAGUUCCAUGACGUCAUGCCGAGGCUGUGAGAUCGCACCCUCCCUGUUCGAGGCGCCUCGGGGGUACAGUGUCCUAGGCAGCCAGAGGGAGCCAGGCCGAGAGGAAGAGGAUGAUUUGCUGCAGUUUGCCAUCCAGCAGAGCCUGUUAGAGGCAGGCAGUGAAUAUGACCAGGUCACCAUCUGGGAAGCGCUGACCAAUAGCAAGCCUGGCACCCACCCCAUGUCCCAGGAAGGCCGAAGGCCAGACAGGCCCCCCCAGCACACUCCCCAGCGGCAGCCCGGCCCCCCGGUCCCCCCAGCCUCCGCCCCCAGCCCUGGCCGCCCCGGCCACGUCUUCCCUAGCUACGAUGAGCAACUUCGUCUGGCCAUGGAGCUGUCGGCCCAGGAACAGGAGGAGGCCGAACGGCGGGAGCGCCAGGAGGAGGAAGAGUUCAAGAGGAUCCUUCAGUUGUCGCUGACUGAGCAGUAG